This is a messenger RNA of Poecilia latipinna (sailfin molly), 1395 nucleotides long. Its product is annotated as interleukin-1 receptor type 1-like. The coding region runs from base 59 to 1393 and encodes 444 amino acids. Gene Ontology annotation, biological process: signal transduction. The transcript is spliced from 8 exons. NCBI's taxonomy places the organism in Eukaryota, Metazoa, Chordata, Actinopteri, Cyprinodontiformes, Poeciliidae. The record is from RefSeq and is a predicted model, not a curated record.
GGGCUGUGUCCUGAUACAGGACACAGGCCGUCAUACCAUCAGGGGGGGGAUCCACUACAUGGUAAAAGUUGAAGGCAGUGGCGCAUACACCUGCACUCUGACCUUUACCCUGGAUGGAGCAACAAGGUCUGUGUCAGAGACCAUGAAUGCAACGGUCACAGUGCAGCACUUUCUGCCUCCACAGAUCCAUGAACCGGAAAAUGAAAUUAUAAAGGCAGCAAAAGGGUCGAAUUUCACAAAGCGUUGUCUGGUGUUUGUUCCUGGUGCUGGGGAACAUGUUGUUGACGUCAUUUGGUUGGACAAAAAUAAGGACAUGUUUGAUUCUGAGCCGUCUGACCGCAUCUACACAUCAGCCCUGCGUUCGAGGACCCAAGAUGAACCAAAGGGUGAGUGGUUGGAGCUGCUGCUUAACUUCUCAGAACUGAGGCAGGAGGAUUUCUACCUCAACUACACCUGCAGGGUCUUCAAUUCCCAAGGCAAUUCAGAGAGAUACUUUACGUUGCUGCCAACAGAUCCGAACAUCAUCCUUCCCAUCGGUUUAGUGUUUGGUGGAGUGACUGUUCUCUUCGUCAUCAGCGUCACCGUCUACUACAUCUUCAGGAUAGACAUUGUGCUGUGCUUCAGGAGAGCGUUUCCAGUCCUUUAUACAAAUAAAGAUCUUGAUGGCAAGCUGUAUGAUGCUUAUGUGGCAUACCCCAAUCCUGGUGCCUUUGGCUUCAGUGAGGAAGUGGAGAAGUUCGCCCUGCAGACGUUGCCUGAAGUGUUGGAACAGGCCUGUGGCUACAAACUGUUCAUAGCGGGCCGUGACUGCCUGCCGGGGCAGGCCAUCGUGGACUCUGUGGAUGAGAACCUUCAGGCUAGUCGUCGUGUUCUCCUGCUCUACACCGCUUCCACUUUCAUUAAAAAGAGGCACACGAGCAGCACCAGCAGUAACAACAACAACAUUACGAAGAUUAGCGAGGAGGUUGAUCAAAUCGAAAGCAGGACCAGCGAGGGCAAUGGCAGCGUGGGUUUUGGUGGUGACGACAAAGCGUUUUCAGACGCAAGGCAGCAUCUGGAAUGUGUGGCAUCCAUGAACAGAGCGCUGCUGGAGGGCUCCUUAAAGGUUAUUCUGGUGGAGCUGGAGGAGAUCACCCCGGCCCAGCUGGCCCUCUUCCCCGAGUCGGUUCGCCACCUGAGGAAGAAACAGGGCGCCGUGUGUUGGUGGAAGUCUCUCCGAACGAGGCAGAAAUGGAGGACAUGGAGAGAAGACGAGGAGAGACGUGGAAAGGACUCACAAGUGUCACCAUCCCUCUCUCCUUCCUCCAGGUUUUGGAAAGAAAUUAGGUAUCAUAUGCCAGUUAGAGGCAAGAGGGCGGCUUAUCCAGAGAAAACUGCCUUGUUGAACUUGUAAUG